AUGGCAGAAAUUCAACACCAUGCAACUUCAUUACCUCGUAGUGAAUCAAAAGUAUACAACAUGGAUGUUGAAAAACAAGGAGAAGAAGAACAAAUUGAUGAAAAAGAUUAUACUCAAAGAGCACAAUGGCUUAGAGCAGCUGUACUAGGUGCUAAUGAUGGUUUACUCUCAACAGCUUCCUUAAUGAUGGGUAUUGGAGCUGUUAACAAAGAUGUAAAGACAAUGAUUCUAACAGGAAUUGCUGGUCUUGUUGCUGGUGCAUGUAGCAUGGCAAUAGGUGAAUUUGUUUCUGUUUAUUCACAAUAUGAUAUUGAGUUUUCUCAAAUGAAAAGACAAGGAAACACUUCUCAGAAAGAUAAGUUGCCUAACCCUUAUUACGCUGCUUUCGCUUCCGCCGUCGCGUUUGCAGUCGGCGCGUUGGUGCCGCUGCUCGGCGCCGCGUUUGUGAAAGAUUAUAAGGUUAGGUUGGGAGUUGUGGUUGGUGUUGUGAGUGUUGCUUUGUUUGGUUUUGGAUUGUUGAGUGGUUUUCUUGGGAAAGCACCUUUGGUUAAGUCUUCUUUUAGGGUUUUGAUUGGUGGAUGGCUUGCUAUGUCUCUUACUUUUGGUUUAACGAAGCUUGUAAACCAUGUUGGGGUUUGA
Molecule: messenger RNA, 639 nt
Organism: Lathyrus sativus (Indian pea)
Lineage: Eukaryota; Viridiplantae; Streptophyta; Magnoliopsida; Fabales; Fabaceae
Source: the annotation of a GenBank genome assembly